AUGUCAGCUGGUAGCACAGACUUGUUAUAUUCUGUGUCAGUUACCUUUUCUGGUGGGGAAAAAAAUUACUUUCAGUUAAGGAUCAAAAAAUCUUCAUACCAAGUCACUUACACACACACGUUGGAGUCUGUAACUUAUUCAUUAGUGUUUAUAGGCAUAUUAAGACCAUCCAAAAAUGUAACUCCUCUGCUGGUAGCCCCGCACUUCAUUUCAGCCUCAAUAAACAAACCUACAAUAUUUUUUAAAGUAGUUUUUCUAAUGGAUUUUUUUUUACUUAGGGGACAGAACUUUGUAACAGCUCUUAGUGUUUCUAUGUGA
This is a messenger RNA of Rangifer tarandus platyrhynchus (Svalbard reindeer), 318 nucleotides long. Lineage: Eukaryota; Metazoa; Chordata; Mammalia; Artiodactyla; Cervidae. The record is from the annotation of a GenBank genome assembly.